Drosophila serrata is the source of this 2634-nucleotide messenger RNA. RefSeq lists its product as uncharacterized. Gene Ontology annotation, molecular function: DNA-binding transcription factor activity, RNA polymerase II-specific; RNA polymerase II transcription regulatory region sequence-specific DNA binding. Gene Ontology annotation, cellular component: nucleus. Lineage: Eukaryota; Metazoa; Arthropoda; Insecta; Diptera; Drosophilidae. The record is from RefSeq and is a predicted model, not a curated record. Gene Ontology annotation, biological process: regulation of transcription by RNA polymerase II.
GUCCAGAUUGCAACACAGUGUCCACCAUCUUGGCCGAAGUUGCCACAACGUGAAAUAUUAUAAAAAAGAAACUACCCGAUCUCGCGAGGAAAGGCGAUUGCAGUGUUGACUAUUGUGACAAAAAAGAGGAGUCCGCUAUACGCGCCAAAAACAAUCACAACAGCAUUAACAAAACAAAACCGUGGAGGAGCAGCACCACGGCAGGGAGUGUGCUAUAAGCAGGCAAGUCGCUGUCGUAGGCCAGGAGGGGCAGCUGUCAAGGAGGCGGCGUGCCAUCUUUCCGAAAGCGGAAAAAAUUUCAACUACGUCAAACGUCAUACGUUAAACUGCAAGGAUAUCCAUUAAAGGAAGCCAGCUAGCUAGAAUGAACGCCAAACGUGUCAAGUAUACCACCGUCAAGACGGAGGAUGUGCCCGUUGUCAUCCAUCCCGACGACGUCGAGGAGGAGGAGGAGGAGGUCGAGGCCCAUGAGCAGGAGCACGAGCACGAGGAGCAUGAGCACGACGAUGGUGAGACACAGUACACCUAUGCCUACACCACUGGCGAGGACGACGAUACAGAGACCGCCGUGGUUACGCUAAGCGACCGCGAGCACGAGGCUCUGGCCAAUGCCCAAGAGGUGAUCAUCGAUGAGAAUGGACAUGCCGUAACCCUGCAGCAGCUGGUGGAGAACACCACCGUCGAGGAGGUGGAGACAAUUGAGCAGGGCGACGGCACCCAUACCAUUCUGCACAUUGUGCCCGGCAAUAUACACGACGAUGGCGAGGAUGAGAUCGAGGAAGAAGAGGAAGGCGAAGAGGUCGAUGAAGAUGAUGAUCUCGAUGAGAUCGUGCCCGUGGAGCAUGAGGAGAUCGAGGGCGAGGAGGAGGACGACGAUGAGGAUGUCGCCUCGAUUGUAUUUGAGGGCACCCUCGAGCAUAAUGCCGACCAGGACUCGAAUGCCCGCAACAAGACCUUCUAUUGCCCGAAUUGUGGCAAUUGUUACAGUGCCGCCGGCUCCCUGAAGCUGCACAUGCGUGCCUGCCUGCGCCAGCGCAACGAGGUCUCCGCCGAUGAUCGCAAGUGCAAGGUCUGCAGCAAGAUUUUCAAUUCGGUGGCCUACCUCAAGGAGCACAUGAUGCGCCACACGGGCGAGCAACCAUUCCGCUGCACUCGUUGCUAUCGCAAGUUUGUGGAGGAGAGCAAAUAUGUGGCGCACAUUGAUGCCCACAAGCACCAGGACAAGCUGGAGGCCGAGGCUGUGGCCAUGUCCGCCCAGCAUGGCGGCAAGAAGGUGGUGGUCAAGGAGUUCAACUGCUCCUUUUGCACACAGAACUUCACGGUGGUCUUUGAUGUCGGCCAGGUGAAGCGUCGCUAUGCCUGCGAUGCCUGCCGCGACAAGUACUCCAAUGCGGAGGCAUUGCGUCAGCACAAGCAGGCUGUGGACGAGAAGCGUGAGUUCAGCUGCGUUCGUUGUGGCCGCAAGUUUGUCUUUGAGGGCUUCCUGCAGCGUCAUCUGCCCACCUGCGAUGGCAGUAUUAAGCGUCGCCGUGACAUGAAGUAGAGGCGGCCACAGCAACGUACUGAUCACUGGCAGCGGCGGCGGCAGCAGCAGCAGGAGCGGCUGUCACCGUCACCAGUCCAUUACGUUGUUAUCAAGGAGGAACAGGAGGAUCUAGAGCAGGAGGAGUGUGAAGAUGAGCAGGCGGUACAGGUGACGGAGGAGGAGGCGGAAGAGAAGAAGGAGCAUUACCACGAUUAUGAUUAUAAAUAUGAGCGAUAUCAGGCGGAAUAGAGGAGCUGAAGCGAGCAGCAAGGACCACUUAAAUUGUAGCAACUUAUUACAUUAUCUUAAACGAGCAGAGUAAAGGAGCAGGAGCAGCUGCUGGCCCCAAAGAAACCCAAACUAUUCCAAAGGAGGAUACGAGUUUCAUCUCUAUUUUUUUUUUUACAAAUUAUAUAUACACACACACCUAAUUAUAAAUAUAUAUUGUUCAAUUAUGUUCAGAUUGUGGCCAGCAGUAUGCAUAUUUUGAUUCAUGAAAUGUAUAGAUUGUAUAAUUACUUACGUUUAAAUUAACCAUAAUUAAUUCUAAUGCGCUGAUAAUUGUACAAUUAACCCCACAAAUGCCCAACAACAGCAGCAGAAUAUUAAGUGCGCGACAAAUUGAUGUUGAAAUUCAAUAAAAAACUAAACAAAAUCACACAAAAACAAAGAUUUAUAUAUAGUUAUUCCAGGAAUUCUUGUUUUCCUAGGAAAACCCUGGGUUCUCUUUGCUUUUGGGCCUGUCUUUGGAGUUCUUUUUCCAGUUAAAGCUUUAUUUUUCAUGAUAAUUAAAUACUCAAGAAGAUUUUUAGCUUAUCAUUAAGCUCUUUCUAUAACCAAUUAAGACGAGAUCUUCGGAUGAGCACUUUGUUAUUAGUUUUUAGGUAUUUUUCUUCAACAGAGUAUUGCAAAUUGAUCAAAUUCUCCUUAAGCUCUUGAAAUAUAUUAAAAAAUUAUAUAUAUUUUAAAAAUAUAAACCUCUUUAGACCCCCUUUUUGUUAUAUUUCCUUUCGGGCCUAAUGGGAAUCCCCCCAAGCAGCUGCUUCUAUAUUAUUUUGGCCAUUUUUGAGCACUGCCAAUGGAUUGCCAUCUGGCAACCCCUUCCUAGG